Molecule: messenger RNA, 906 nt
Organism: Sungouiella intermedia
Lineage: Eukaryota; Fungi; Ascomycota; Pichiomycetes; Serinales; Metschnikowiaceae
Source: the annotation of a GenBank genome assembly
AUGCCCGUGUGGCUAGUAUCCAAAAUCAAAUCCUUCUUCAAGAUGUUCACCGUCAUUGGUGUCUCGAUCGGAGGUUUGGCCCUCGUGGCCCUCUACACCUUCCAGUCCACCCUUAUCUACCCAUCUUCAUUAAAUGAUGGUAAAGGUCACUGUGCUACCCCCGACGAACUCGACAUGCCCGACUACGAAGAGCUCUUCUUGCGCACAGAAGACGGCGAAAGUAUCCAAUGCUAUGCGCUCAAGCACGACCGUCUGUCGCCGCUGUACACGAACAAGACCGUUCUUAUACUUUCUCCCAAUGCUGGUAAUAUCGGGCAUGCAUUGCCCAUUGUUUCCAUGUUCUACAAGAACUUCCAGUACAAUGUAUUUAUCUAUUCGUACCGUGGCUACGGAAAGUCGUCUGGCCGCCCGCUGGAGAUCGGGUUGAAGGUGGACGCCCAAAGAGUUAUGAAAUACAUCACCACUGAAGACGAGCAACUUCUGCAGAGCUCGUUGGUUUUGUACGGCCGGUCACUUGGUGGUGCCGUUCUGGUGUAUAUCUCUUCAAUAUUCCCUUCGGCCAUUCUGGGAAUCAUCUUGGAGAAUACGUUCUUACUGAUUCCCAAGACAGUGCCUCACAUCUUCCCUGCUCUCAAGUAUUUCACAAUUUUGGUUCACCAGAAAUGGAACACAGAGGUAUUGGUGCCACAGAUUCCAUCCAACAUCCCCGUGCUUCUUUUCAGUGCCCGUAGAGACGAGAUCGUUCCUCCUAGCCACAUGGAUCGUAUCUUCCAAUUAUUGAGAACGAACGAUAAGGUCAUGUACAAGUAUGAUCAAGCAGCACACAAUGACACCGUGAUCCAGCCAGGUUACUGGGAGCGGGUGCAUGAGUUUAUUCAGGAUAAGGUCAAUCCUGCUGGAUACUAG